GGUAUAGUCUGUCUCCUGUCACUUGUUCGUGCGUCAAGCGGUAUUUACGUUUACGUUCAGUCGUUUUGCGGUUUCUUUCUGUUAACUUCUUGUCCGUUUCAACGGAACAGUGCUUAUUGAUAAUCCUAGCACAAUCCGAUCACUGUUGCACUUCCAUCCAAAAUGGAGCCGGUGCCGGCUAUGUUUGGUCUAAUCGUUUCGGGGAGAAUAGUUCAAACUGACUUUCAACCACUUACUCCAACCAACCUGGUAGCUACCAUUCCUGAUGCAGAUAACAUUAACCAUGUUGUCGUCUUUUUAACUGGUGCAACUCCAUUCCCACCAGAUAUGGGUGGCGUAGUGUUCUUUGGAUGGCCUGACGACACAACAGGAACGUGCAAUUGGCAACUGCUGGGAUAUAUUUCCAAUGAGAAACCAUCUGCAAUUUUCAAAGUUUCAAAUUUUAAGAAAGGUUCCUUACUUGGCGCUGGAUGUCAAAACCCAUUUGCUCUUCAUAUGUCCAAAAAUGCUCAAAUUGGAAUAUCUGUUGAGCCUUUAACAUCAGUUCAGCAGCAAAUCAGCCAAAUUGUAACCUCAGCUGACGGUUCAACAGCAACAAACUUUCGUGAAUUCUGUACAAAAAUGUUAGAAAACUUUAUGAACUAUGCCAGUAGUUUUUCUCAAUCUCAAAGUGAAAUGAUUCCCAACCCUUCACAACAGUAUGUGCCAUUAUCAACCCUUCAAACAUGGUAUGAUAAUUUCAAUCGAAGAUUGGAAAACAAUCCAUACUUUUGGAGAGCUUAAAUGUUAUGGUCCAUUGUAAUUACAAAUUUUUGAUAUACAAAUUUUGUGAUAUUGUUAUGUACCAUAUUUUUGUUUCCCUAAGAAUGAUAACUAUGUUUCUAUUUGGAUAUUUUUAGGACUAAUACGGAAAAAUUGAGACAUUACUUAUCAGAUGUGUACUGUGAGUACUGUGUUUCCUAUUUGGUUCUUAUGUAGGACUACUAUAUGGUUAAGCUGAGACAAUAUUUAUCAGAUGUGUUUUCAUGCAACACUUUCGUGUUUUGUGGGUUUGUUGUUUUUCUAAGUAUGUAUGUGUAAGAUAGUGUGACAGCAUCCUCUCAUUUUAAUAUAUUACUGACAUUUCUUAUUGAUUUGCCCGUCUUAAUCCUGUAAUUAAUCAUGCAAUUGUCUUCAAUUUCAAGUGUUUCUGAAUGUGGCUUUGUUUCUUGUUAUUUAAUCGUGCAACUUCUAACAAAAUGAGCUAGUAGCUGAAGUCUCUUACAAUUUUUGAAUCUCUCUUCACCAUUUUAGAACUAUGGAAAAUGUGAUGUACUGAGAGUUCCGCUUUGCAAGAAGUCAGGGAACCCAAAUAAAAUCCACGUUCUUGUUCUAACUUUCUAUACAUCACAUCAGUGCCAUAUGUACUUGAAAUCUUGCUAAAUGAAAGACAUUGUCUCUUGUGUCCCGCCUUUGUAUGCUCAACUGACUACUUAAGAAUUUUAUUUAUGACAUCUUGCCUGCAUCUCUGUAUUUUGUAUUUAAGUGAAAUUGAAGAGGGCAUUUAAAUGGGCAUAGCAAUAUGUUGUGCAUUUUGCGCACGGUCCAUUUUAUUUUUUUAAUUUGUCCCAAUUUAGUUCAACUGACAAUAAAUCAUAAUUUUCUAGUC
Messenger RNA from Thrips palmi, 1648 nucleotides. RefSeq names its product protein OPI10 homolog. NCBI's taxonomy places the organism in Eukaryota, Metazoa, Arthropoda, Insecta, Thysanoptera, Thripidae. The record is from RefSeq and is a predicted model, not a curated record. The transcript is spliced from 4 exons. Gene Ontology annotation, biological process: protein import into nucleus. Gene Ontology annotation, cellular component: nucleus; cytosol. Gene Ontology annotation, molecular function: nuclear import signal receptor activity; Hsp70 protein binding. The coding region runs from base 163 to 783 and encodes 206 amino acids.